This is a messenger RNA of Aedes aegypti (yellow fever mosquito), 1697 nucleotides long. RefSeq lists its product as uncharacterized. The transcript has 2 exons. Bases 119 to 1291 code for a protein of 390 amino acids. The record is from RefSeq and is a predicted model, not a curated record. Lineage: Eukaryota; Metazoa; Arthropoda; Insecta; Diptera; Culicidae.
CGUUUACAAUCUAUAAAAGCGAUCGUAUACCAAAGCCAGGUUUCAGUUCCACGCGAAACACGAUCGAAACGUCCACGGGGACAAUCGGUGCAUAGAGUGACAAACCACGACAAAUACGAUGUGCGAUCGGUAUAGCAAUAAAAUGAUCAUUCGUUUGGUCUUGGUGGAAAUAUUCCUGACAUGUUUAGCGAGUAUGGCGCACUCCAGGACAUUCUAUGCAACACCUAGUCAGAACGCUAUCUCAGUGAAGCCAGUUGAAAACUACAUGGAGAAUAAUGCAGUGAAAGAAUAUAUUUUUGAUGAAUUGGACUAUGAGAAAAAUCCUUGGAUAGAUCCUACAGCUUUGAGUGUGUUUUCAAACAGUGAAACACGUUUCAAUAAAAGACAAAAACUCGAUGAUUAUGGUUAUGGUGCUUACAGCAAAAAUUAUGGUUUUUCUCCUAGCUACGACGAUUUUUCAAUGCGAUCUUCACCAAAGGAAAUCACUAAACUUCCGGAAACCAGAGGAAAUCAUCAAAUUGACGUUGGGGAUUACAACGUUGCCCAUAUAGGUUCAAUGAUAUCAUCUUCUUUGAAAUAUCUGCUGAUCGUGCUGAUAGUGUUUGGAAUUCCUGCAUUGGCAUUGCAGUUUGUGUUGAUCCCGCUUAAUUUGUUACUAGGGAUAAAGAUGAUGGCUACGGCCCAUGCUAUUUUGCUAGGAGUUGUAGCUGCAAAAUAUUUUUAUAAAUUUAAAUAUGGCCACGGCGGAUAUGGUGGAUCCGGUGGGUACGGAGGGCAUGCUGGAUUGCUUGGUGGCUUAGCAGCAGUUGGUGCGCCAAUUGUCACUUCAAACUUUCAGCAACCGGUCAGUCAACCUGUUACGACCGUGGUCACUGCUCCAGUGCAGCAACAGCAAAAUAUAGAAUCUUGGAAUUACCCUUACUACCUUCCACCUUGGUGGUACUUCUAUCCAGGAUUUAAUAAUUCAAAUUCAAACAGUAAUUCCAACACUAACACCAACACCAAUACAAACACUAACACAAAUACCAAUACAAAUAACAAUAACAACAAUAACAAUAAUAACAACAAUAAUAACAACAAUAAUGGAUUCAAAGGAAACAAUAGAAAUGGUAAAGAUAAAAAUGAUAAAAGUGAAGGAGUUGUAUUGAAACUCCGUAAAAACUUCAAAAAGUAUAAAAUUCUCAACAUUGAUACACUAAAAGCGGGAGAUUUUGGCAACAUGACCAAAAGUGAAGAGCAAACAGUGAAGCAGUUUCUAAAACGAAACGGUCGCAAAGCUACGCUACUAUGAAGCAUUGAGAUCAACCGAUAAGGAAUUCGCCGAAGCCAUAUCUGUGAUUACAAAUUAACGUACUCAAACACUACUGAGUUUGAGUUUCUGAAAUAAAAAUAAAAACUGCUUCUUGAAUGUGGUGUACAAUAGAAGCAUAAUUCGUAACAUAAAAUGUAAAAAAAAAAGUUUUUUCUUGCAAAUGAUAACCCAAAGAGAAUAUGUUUUUUUUUUCUCAAAGUCUCUUACUACAACGUUCUGACUUGGCACAAUGGUGAUUAACAUAGAAAAUAUUCUAAUGAUGUUUCCGGAGCAUGUCAUAGCUCACAAACUGGCAUCAAAUGCAACUCUGGCAAAAUGAAAAAGCACCCACAACAGUAUAAUCAUAACUCAGGUUAUUUUUUACCAUGCAUUUAUUAGUAAGCAA